UUUUGUUUAUUUUGCAUUUAUGUUUGCAUGCUGUUUAAUAUUGUUGUUGAAUUAGUUUCUCUUUUGAUGAAUUAGACAUUGUGAAUGUAGUGUUUACAGUCUGUAAGGAGUUAAAGAAAAAAAAAUUGAUGUUGAGAUUCGGAUUGGUGGGCACCAAGAGUUUUGGAUAUUUAAGAGUGAGCUAUAAUUUGGUAGUGUUCUGUUGGAUGAGUUUUGCUGGCCAUAAAGUGUUUAAAAUUAUACGUUUGAAGUAAAACGAAUGGAUAGUUAACUAACUCAGUACAUGUUCUUCCUUUAGCUCUCUCUAUUAACUGGAUAGUUAUAUCAUUGACUAUCAAUUCAUCAAAAUCUUACCACCUGACUUCCUUUGUAAGUGUCGUUGAAGCUGUUCCCUCACAUAUUUACUUUAAUUUAUACUUAAAUAAGCAUGUUUUUGAGAAAUGGGGAAGGAUAAGGAAGCCAAAGGAAAAGGUAAACAAGCCGGAAGUGGAAGUGAUGCGAGUGCUUCAAAGGGUAAAGGGAAAGCUGAGAAGGGAGAUGGGCUUGGCACCUGCACUUGUGUUAAAGCUAGGCACAUCUUAUGUGAGAAGCAGGGGAAGAUCAAUGAAGCUUACAAGAAACUGGAAGAUGGUUGGCUUAGCAAUGGUGAUAAGGUCCCACCAGCUGAAUUUGCAAAGAUAGCUCAAGAAUAUUCAGAAUGCCCAUCGGGGAAGAAGGGUGGAGAUUCAGGAUGGUUUCCGCGGGGUAACAUGGCUGGCCCAUUUCAGGAAGUUGCCUUCAGCACAGCUGUUGGAGCUACUAGUGCACCCUUCAAAUCAACAAAUGGAUACCAUAUCAUCUUGUGCGAAGGAAGGAAGAAUUGAUGGAAGCAAGCGAAGAUAUGGUCGGGCGGUGGAGAUGGGUUUUAUGUUAUAUAUACAGACAUGAAAUAUGUUAAAGUUUGUCUCGUUAACUGAUGAAACUUCGGAUUUGCAACUUGAUAAUGCUUCUUCUGGUGGAAUAGUUUGCCUAAAAUUAUCUUGGAAUAUAUGAUGCCAAUUUA
This is a messenger RNA of Theobroma cacao (cacao), 1042 nucleotides long. The record is from RefSeq and is a predicted model, not a curated record. Lineage: Eukaryota; Viridiplantae; Streptophyta; Magnoliopsida; Malvales; Malvaceae.